UUUCAGGAAGAAUAAAAUUUUUGAACACAUAGAGGUCAGCAGUCCAGGGCUCUAAUGCAAACGGUGGUUUGUCGUGCUGAACCACCCCAAGAACUUUCCGUUCUUCCGAGGCAACCGCUUAUUCUCGUUCCGGUUCGAGAUGUGAAAAUUGCGGCAAUGUCAUCUAUGAUGAGUCCUGCACCGAGCACUAGCAAAGGACCUCGACCGAUCCUGCCUCGCACUACUGCUCCGAAAAAUCCGGAAACACCAGGAUCAAGCGAUGGCUUACCAUCCACUGGACAGCCAACAAGACGUGGGUGGGCCACUGCCCGAAGUGAGCAGUUGAGGAAGAAGAUCGAGCAGCGGCCGUCUCGAGAACGUCUCCUCAAUCAGCACAUUUUACUGUCUGAUGGCCGUGUGGCGCCAUUGAUAGAACAACGGGCGCGUCUACUACGACAGGAUCGUAUUCGUCGAAAUCUUAGUCGAAAACUAGAGGCGCGGCCCGGACCUUUAGAGUUGGUGACGAGAAAAAUUCUACAAGCCGACGCUGAUCUCGAACAAGCCAUUGAAGAAGGCCGUGUUCUGUUCCAACCAACAAGCGAUAACGUUAGAGAGGAGGAGAGCGAAAUGCCAAGUCCUUUAUCGACAGACAUGGAGAUCGUUUCACAAGCAGCAAUUCGAACUCAGAAUAAGCCCGUAAAUGUGCUCUCAAACAAAGGAAUUAUCCGAAAGAAAUCGACUCCUUACAAGCAGUGCGAUCCUUUGCCUCUUCGGGCAAAAACUAAAGCUCCGGAUAGCAAAGAGGAUGAUGAAGUGACCGUUAUUGGAGAGGUUCGGUCUCCUGCGGAACAGCCCCCAAGAAGCUCAGAGAACAAUUAUGAGCUAUUGUUACAGCAGCAAAAGUUAUUUCUUCAAUGGCAGCAUAACGAUGAAACUCCACCCCAGACACAAGAUAACCAAAUGCAAAUGUACGAUGUUCAUACAGCAAGUCCUGCCACCACAUCCCCAAGCAACAAUCAAGUGACCGUUCGGCGAUUAAGUGACUACAAAGUCCAGGAACUGAAGAAUGAGUGCAAAAAAAGGCAGCUGCCAGUGUCAGGGGCCAAACCGCAACUUCUGGAGCGAUUGCGUCCGUUCGAGAAGGCGAUUCUGGGUGUAUCACCGCCUCCAACACCGGAACCAGUCCAGUUCACGGGUACGAACACCUCUGGAGUUGUCAACACUAACGUGACGACGACCACAACAAAUUCUGUGCAGGAAGUUCAAUCUUCAGGCAUACAGGAUUUACAGGAACCUGUGAUGCAGACUACACAGACCGUGUCAUGUCAUACACAACCGGCAGCAAUGCAAAUACAACAACAACCACAAGAGCAACUUAGAGCUACUACAACGGGCCUUCAUGACUAUCUUGGUCGACCGGUGGUCUUACAGUUAUCGCCACAACUGGUACAGCUCACUGACGCAAAAGGGACACCUGUUGGCGUGGCUUCUGUUCAGUACAUUCCUGGAUCUGCACAUCCGGUUGUGCUCUCCUAUCAUCAAAGAGGCCCUCAACUAACGACGGCUCAACCAGUGGCCACAACCCAACCGGGAUCAACGUCACCAGCAGCACAGCAACGGAUCGCUCAUGUCAUCCCCAUAGCGCAGGGUGCGGUAGCCACAGCGCAGCCCCAGCAAACGGUCUUCACCACCAGCGUGCCACCACUUACGGGUCAACCACGGGUUGUGCAAGCUACUCAGGUUGUUCAGAAACAAAACGACAACACAUUCCGGUUUGCUCAAAUGGGAUCUGGCGGACAGUUUACUGUAGCUCCGCCCACAGAGAGAAGUCAAAGCAAAGCAACACCCGUGGUCAUGAAAGCAGCAGGAGCACCCACUAUAAUCGCCUCUUCAAAGCAUAGCAUAACGAGUAUCAUCGGGCUAAGUCAAACACCUGCACAAAUGGCGACGAUGACUACGACUGCGUCAUCACAGCAGCCGUUGAUUGUCGCAUUUCAGCCCACAACUGCAACCUAUCAAACUUCUCCUCCUCAAACUACCACUCAGCAGAAUGCACAGCAAACAACAGUCAUUCAAGGUGGAUACACUAGUGAGAGUUUGAACCCAUGCCUCCAAGAUAGCCCGCGUACAGCAGAUUUGGCUGGGGAUUCACCACACAUGCCAAAUAGUGGACAGUCUGAGACUAUUUCCGAAACAGGCGAUGGGACCGUUGACAAUCCGAUAACGUUCGAUGAUCCUUCGUCUAUUUUGACUCCGGCUGCGUUGUCAAUGCAUGAAGAGAUGUUACGGGCGCAGCAGAAGAAGAUCGAGGGCUUGUUGGAAGAAUUGGCAAAAAGCCAGGCACAUCUGAAGCAAGAGCAGCAACUCAUUCUUACGGCCAAAAAAGCUCAACAACGUAUUCGUGAACAACAACGGGAAAAUGCUACUAAUCGUGAACGAGAGCAAUGGUUACGGGAACUAGAUGUCGGACAUAUCAACAAGCAACACAUCCAGCAUUUCUUGCAGCAUAAAAAACAACAAGCUGCUCUGCAGAGACAUUCCAUGGAACAUAAUCGAUUAACUACCACUGAAGCAAGGUUGCAGGAAGAAUUGCAUGUUGAACAAGCAGUUCAGGAUAUUGUACGAUUAAUCAAACAGGAUCCAAGGACAGCCUUGCUCAUAGUACAACUUCUUCGAAGGUACCAGUUGGAAAGAAAUGCUGAGCAACAGCAAGCUAGUUCUCCUGACACUGAGAAAGAAUCUCAAACAAACUCGCCUGCUCCUACUGCGCAGGAAUCCGUUGAAACCACUUACGAGAUCCCAGCGCAAAACUUUGAGCAACAAAACCAGAAGGCGAAUGUUGUCCAAGAAGACCAACAACUCCAAUCUGUCAUUAUCUGCGAUGCUUCUGGAAUGCAGUUGAAUCAUGAUCAGCCUGUUGUCUACCAUCAAAAUGGGAGAGCUCAAAACUUAAGGAUAGUUCAAGAGGGCAAGUCGCAAACUGUCGAUAUGGAAGAAAUUUUCAAAAGUGUUCUUGAAGACGCAUCUCGAGCUAUGGGUAACAGUGGUGCGGUCGUUCAGAGUGUCGACUGCACAAUGACCAAUAGUGCCCAACAAUCUCAACAAGCUAUGGUGGUCUGCCACCAGCAAUGGCAGCAACCUAUGCAACUUUCCGAGAUGGAAGUUGAGGGAACGACUUCUGAAAAUUGUGCUCAACAGCCUCAAUCUCAGAUCGUCACCCAUGCUACUUUGCAAACUGGCUUGAAUACGGCGCAAGCAAAUCAGAUGAUGAUGAGUAAUGAGCAGGCAUAUGAGCAGCAUCCACCACAUGGUUACUCCCAAGACAUCGAUGACUUGAUGGCUGUUCUCAGAGAUGAUCAAGAUUGUUUUGCAGAUGGUAGCAAGCUAGGCUGCUUUCAAAUGGACCUUGGCGUGGGUUACGGUAGCGAAGAGCUUGCAGAUCUCCUCGGCGAUGAUUGGUUGGAUUGCGCUGACCGUAGCAUAGCCAACAAUGGACAGUAUACUCCGUACAGCAAUGAACCACACGAUAGCAUCGGUGGACGCAGUACGGACCCAAUGUGCAUGCCGACGCAUGUGGAGGAAAGUGGCGAUCAGAACAUGGACUGGUUGGAUGUGAUGCUUCAAAACGCCCCUAUUGAGCAGCGACCAUACGGAAGCAGCUAAGAUAUAGACCUCCACUAAUUCAACGAACAUGAGAACAAAGUCGGCAAUUCAAGUUGCCGAAAAAUGUCCAGAUCCCUCACGCUCAAACUACAGCCACAAAUUUAUGGUGCUCCAGGACUGAUGAAAAAGUCCUUGGCUCUUUGAUGUUCAAGCAUAAUCCCCAGAGUAACGAUGGCAUUAGAAAUGCAUCUGCUUUGUAUGUAAUCAAGCAUUCAUUAUGCUUUAUCGAAUUUAUACAUGUAAUAGGAAAGGUAUCCUCUUAUACGAGGUUCCAAUCGGUGCCUAAGCUAGCUUUAACACACGUGUAAUUAUUAUGUUACGAUCUUUUUUCAAUCUUGUUACUAGUGGUAAGCUUCUUUCGUUUUCUCAUCACCUUCCCAAAGUCUCAAUAGCCUUUCUCUCUCCCCCCCCCCCCUCCGCCCUCUCCCUUCCUCUUUCCACUCAAAUCGUUCCUUGGUUUCAUCAAUUUCCACACAUCUACCUGCUAUUCUGUUAAUGUCGACGUUCACAGCAUAGGCUCAUCGAGAGCAUUCCACAAGCAAAAACGCGUUACCGUGCCCCUAUUCAGCGCCUACGGCUGUGACUUGACUAUACUCAAUACCAUGACAAUUUUGCUCGUUAUGUUACCCCCCUGUUUUCUUUUAUUGAAAUGCUGUUUGUUCUUGCAUCAUCCGUACUGCCAUUAGUGUACUUAGCUUCUUAUUGUCGUGUGAUCUGUUUUAGUUACCCAAAGCUAAGAAAAAUCGGUUGUAGAACAUUCCGAACCGUAUUCCGCAUUUUUAUCCAUAAUGAUGGUAAUUGAUAUUUACAUAUUGAUUUUUACAAGUAGACGUUCCUUGUGUCCUUUUUUACGACAUCGACGUCUUCGUGGUGUCUCUCGCUCACGGAUUCCAUCAUUUGGCCUAGCUAAUUCGGGACAACUUCCGCUCAGAAUUCCAUUCAUGCCACAUGCAUACUAUCCCAACGUCCCAUUCCGUGUCAUUAUAGAACAGUGUAUUGAUUGUGCGAUUCUUGAUCCUCUCUACAAACUUCUACUAUGUCUUGAACAAGAACUUGUAACGCAUAUUACUGGUUUCACAAAUGAUGCCUCAUCUCUCUUGUCCGGUGUUUAAUGAAUCGUACAAUCCUAUAUUCUCUAGAUUUUAGCAGAUCCCAGUUUUCUUUAUUUAUCGCAUUGUUCUGCUGACUAAUAAAUUUGCUUCUCCUUU
Cylicocyclus nassatus is the source of this 4850-nucleotide messenger RNA. Lineage: Eukaryota; Metazoa; Nematoda; Chromadorea; Rhabditida; Strongylidae. The record is from the annotation of a GenBank genome assembly.